AAAUAUACGAACAUAGAUUUGGAGCAUUUUGUGUGUUAUUUUAAUCCAUUUCAACGUGUUUGGAUUAACAUUGUGUUUCAGUUCCAUUAUAUUUUUGGUUUAUUUUUUCUUGUUAAUUGUAGUUUUUAAAGAAAUAUGUUAUGACUAUUGGUUGCGAUUGACAAAUUGUUUCACAUUUAUACACGGUUAAGACAGAAAACGAAAUAAAUUGGCAAUGGCGCAAUAUUACCAAAUAAUACAAAGCAUGGAUGACAUCAAACACUUAAAUCUGGAAAAUUGCGUUAUAAUGAAUGAAGAUGGAACACAAUUCAGCCCACGAUCGGUGCUGCUGUCGGAUCCAAAUCAAGUCAUUGAAAAUAAUCAAAUUCCACAAAUAAUCUAUCAGCAAAAUCCACAACCAAAUCAAAUUCAAACAGCUGACGGACAAAUCCAUUAUAUCGUUCAGGAAGAUGAUCUUCAAAGUGAUAAUAUCAAUUUUGUACCACAAGCCACGCAACAAGUUUUCUACCAAAAAAUAGCCACUGACAAUGGUCAACAGAUUAUCCAACACCAUGCAAAAGGACAAGCCGAAAUGCAAAAUACUAUCGAAGUACAGCAAGCACAACCAGUUCAGUAUCAAACCUCACCAACUCAACCGCAAAUUCAUCAACAACCCUAUCAACACAUUGUCAUCAAUACAUUUCCACAAAAUACACAGGUUUUGCAGCAGCAGCAGCAACAACAACAACAACAACAACAGCAGCAGCAACAACAACAACAGCAAGUAAACUGUGUUAUUAGACAAGCACCUCAGAUGCAAAAUACCACAUAUGUGUUCCAACAACCCCAAAUCCAAAAUUCACCCACUCAACAAUUAGUUCAAGUUCAAACGCAUCAGCAAGCUCAAAUUUCCUCACCACAGACUAUGCAAGAAAUUCAAACAUCACCCCAAAUGCAUGCAAAUCGGAUACAAGUACAGUUGGCACAACAACAACAACAACAACAACAACAACAACAGCAGCAGCAGCAGCAGCAGCACCAGCAGCAGCAGCAGCAACACCAACAACCACCUCCGAUUAUAAAAAAUGUUCGACCAAGAACAUACGUACAUCGAAUGGGCGCAAAUCAAAUUCAAAUGGUAACACCGCAAAAAGUUAUGCAGCCAGCCGGGUUACUACAACAAUCACCUAGAUUUCAAACGCCAAUUCGAAGUAAUGCGCGAGCCAUAAAUCCAAAUAUUAGAGCAGCUCGUCCAAGAGCACCGGCAACUCCACGCGUACGUACACCAAUCAAUGUUCGGCCAGCAAUAAAUGCUGUUCAACAGCAACAACAACAGCAGCAGCAGCAUCAACAACAACAACUAACAAAUACAUCAGCUUUGGCCCAACGACCAAGAUUAACUUUAACACGUUUAACAAGUCCAAAUAAUCAUCCGAAUCAAAUUCAACCGAUUAUAUCUGUUGGACCGCCAAAAACCGUAGUUUCAAUAACAACACCGCCAAGAGCAACCAUUCGUGCACCGAUUUACACAAAAACCCAACAAACCGCUCAAACACACACUCAAACAACGACUCCAAACCAAACAUCGGCCGGUGAAGAUUUGGAGGAUUCCAUUCAAGCAGCCCGCAUCACAAAACAGCCAACAAAUCAAACGUCCGAAAAUUAUGCAGUCCUCUCACCAAAUCAAUUAGUUCAACAUCAAAUUAGCGAAGCAAAUGACAAACAAAUUGUUACGCUUCAAAGUGGCACACAAAUGUCGGUGGCCGAAUAUAAACGACAACAACAGGUACCACAAACUAUGAAACAAUUGACCGGAAUUAGGCCAAUUCAACGAGGUGUCAUCCCAAAUAGACAACCAAGAUUUGCAGCACCAAAUAUUGUACGCGGGCAAAGACCAAUUAUGCAGACAGUAAUGGGACCUGAUCAUCAUCAUCAUCAUCAUCAUCAUCAGCAGCAGCAGCAACAACAACAACAACAGCAGCAGCAACAGCAGCAAUUACAACAACAACAACAUCAGCAACAUCCGCCGCCACAACAACAACAACAGCAACAGCAGCAACUAUGUGUAAUUGAAAAAGAAGUGCGAGAAAGUGCUAGAAUGUUAAUAGUUUUGGAAAAUGGUGAACAACGACUCAUCACAUUUACUCUGCCAAAAGAGAGUUGCACCGUUCAAGAGUUGCUCGAACAAAUUGGAGUACCAUUCGAGCAAGAUACGAACAUUCAUUGUAUGGCACAACCUGGCCUUAAUAUUGAUUAUUUGGUAACAGUUGGCGUAAGUUUGACGGAAAAUCCAACAGAUAUAAUAACAGCUGCUGAAAAUUCAAUACAAAUGAAACAAAACGAACAACAGCAACAACAACAGCAGCAACAAAUCUAUCAGAAUACAUCACAAUCGAUACAGGUUGUGCAAAAUCAUGCACAGCAACCGAAAAUCCUUCAGAAACCAACUUCAGUUCAACAAGCGAUGCAACAAUUACAAAAGGCUCAGUCUCAGUCUCAAUUGAAGCAAAAUACCGUAACCAUUACACAAAAAGUUGCGCCAAAAUAUGUGCUUAAUAUGUUUGCAUUGUGCGCUGCAUGCGGUUAUACAAGUCAAAAUCAUGCACAAUGUCAACGAUGCGCCCGAGUUUUCACUGAAGAACCAAAAAAAAUUCCAAUGACAAACGCCACUGUAAUGGCAACUCAACAAAAACCAAAAACAACGGCUUCAGCACAAAGAACUUUGGCCAUAAUUGAAAAGAAUCGAAAAGAAUUCGAACAAAUUCAGAAGAAAUAUCAAAUAUCCGAUGGUUCCAAGCCACCCGUUCGUGCUAGAUUACCAAUACAGAGGGCAAAUACGACCAUAACAAAAAGAUCGAAAAAAGCCGAAGAACCAGUCAUUCUUACCUUAAGCAGUGAUGAAGAUGAUGACGAGAAUACAAAUUCAAAGGAGAAGGAGCAAGGCGAUAAACUGUUAUCAUUUGAACCGAUUUGUAAAGAGAAUAUUGAACCUGAUGGUUUCAUGCGUGAAGAUGUAAUCGAUCUGAAAGAUACAAAUGAUAAAACUAUGGCCAAAUUUAGGGCGGAACGAGUAUAUUUAGGAACAUAUAAAUAUGAACCAACUGAAGAUGUGGUAUUUACAAGUAAGGGUCUACGGCUAAUGGCACCACAUUGUCAGUAUCCAAAGGAAAAGGUUAUUUUAAACAUUCAACGAUCAGAAAUUGCAAAAUUCGUUUGUAAUUUUGCGCCGAAAUCUGUUCUUAUAAUUUACGUACUAAAUACCUGCGGCAAAUAUGUUCGAGAAACUCUUGGAAUGUCAUCGGAAAAUGAGGGUGUUUACUUCAGUCCAAUGUCAUCGACCAUUGGCGAAAAACGAAUUAUGAUUGAAUGUGAAAUGAACGAAGCGGCAAAAUCUGUGAUAAAAUCCAUGUUCCCAUCAAAUAUAUUGGAGGAAAUUUCCUUAAGUGAUACGUCAAUCAUUAAAACUCAAAUUAAAAACGCUGCCAAUUCGGUAGGCUCAAGUAUUGAUGGCAUAAAGACCGAAAAUAACGAUGGCGUUUGUAAUAUUUUAAUUUAUCCACCAACUGGUAAAGGUGGCAUACCAAUCAAUACAAAGGACUAUGACUGUUUGGGCGUUGAUCAAUACUUGAACGAUGUUAUCAUUGAUUUUUAUCUGAAAUAUUUGCAUACGGAAAUUUUGACCGAUGACCAACGAAAUAAAACGCACAUCUUUAGUACAUUCUUUUAUAAUACUUUAACAAAUAACAAACUAUUGGGCCCACCGAAUGAUGUAAAAUUGACACCAGCUCAGAAGCGGCAUGAUCGUGUAAAAAAUUGGACAAAACAUGUAAACAUCUUUGAAAAAGAUUUCAUAAUUGUUCCAAUAAAUCAACAGUCUCAUUGGUUUUUGGCCAUUAUUUGUUUUCCAUCGCUUCGUACCGCGGUAACAUUAGAUAGUAAUCAACCGGUUAAGGCAACACCAGUUGUUAAGAAGAAAACAGCAGCGGAGCGAAAAGAAGCGGUUGCGUUACAAAUUGGUAACACAACCAUUACACCCGUUUCUAAAAAGGAAUUUGAUUCCAUUUGCCUCGAUGACGAAAGCGAACGAGAUGAAGCUGAUGGCGAUGAAAGUGAUUUGGAAAGUGAUGCUAGCGAUAGUGAAUCGACUGAACCACAGCCAGCUUUUCAACCCAUUAAACAGCCUUGCAUUUUGGUAUUUGAUUCGUUGGGCGGUAAAUCGCGAAUUAAAGUGGUGGCGACGCUUCGCGAUUAUUUAACAUGUGAAUACAGAGCGAAAAUAAAAGGUGGCAAUGAUCACACGUUUGAUCGAAAAAAUAUUGUGGGUCAUAAUGUUAAAGUUCCUCAACAAACAAAUUACACCGACUGCGGUCUCUAUUUGCUGCAGUACGUUGAAUCAUUUUUCACGAAUCCUAUAAAAACUUAUCGCCUGCCUAUUAAACAACUAAUAGAUUGGUUUGACACAAUUGUGGUAACCAAAAAACGCGAAGACAUUGUUAAUUUAAUUAAGAAGAAAAUGGCGGAAAGCAACAAAAAUAUCACGUUGCCAGACAUUCAACUGCCCACUGAAGAUGGCUUAUUAGUGACAAUUCCUGACUUCAUGGAAGAGCAUGGCGAAUUUGAAGAAGAAGAAGAAGAUACGGAAUCCGAACUGCCAGAGGAACCGCAACCACCGCAACAACAAGUUGUGCCAGAAAACGAACAAGAAAAAUCUACACAGAAAAAACGGAUAUUUGUGCGAAAGCAACCAAACUCAAAUGACAAUGGAGAAGUUGCGAUAAAAAAACGACGGACGUAAAUGAAACAAAAGGUCUCUGUCCAGAAAAAGAGACAGGCAUGCGUUUCAUAGAUAUCAUAUGAAUUAAAAUUUAAUUUAUUUUUUAUUAAAAAAAAAACGAAUACUACAAAUACACAGCAAAAAACCAACUACUUUUAUAAUCUAUAGUAUGAAAUUUGAUGAUUUUUAUGUAAUCGUCACGUGAAUGCAAAUAACGACGUAAUACAGAAAUAACAAUUGAUGAAAAAGAAUGAAAUUGUACAAUUAAUGAAUACAAAAGAGAAUGAAAAAAAAGAAGAAUUUCAAACGAUCAACAUUGUUUCAAUGUUUUAUUACAUUAAAAUCAAAAAGAAAAAAUUAACUUUCGCACAGAUUAUCUUAAUUGUUGAUUAUUUGAAGAGAACAACGAGCACUUAGUCUCUCUUUUUAAU
Messenger RNA from Contarinia nasturtii (swede midge), 5184 nucleotides. RefSeq lists its product as uncharacterized. Gene Ontology annotation, molecular function: SUMO-specific endopeptidase activity. The record is from RefSeq and is a predicted model, not a curated record. Gene Ontology annotation, biological process: protein desumoylation. Bases 215 to 4774 code for a protein of 1519 amino acids. Gene Ontology annotation, cellular component: nucleus; cytoplasm. Lineage: Eukaryota; Metazoa; Arthropoda; Insecta; Diptera; Cecidomyiidae. The transcript is spliced from 17 exons.